Molecule: messenger RNA, 884 nt
Organism: Amblyraja radiata (thorny skate)
Lineage: Eukaryota; Metazoa; Chordata; Chondrichthyes; Rajiformes; Rajidae
Exons: 5
Coding region: 116-874 (252 amino acids)
Biological process (GO): regulation of cell differentiation
Cellular component (GO): membrane
Source: RefSeq, a predicted model, not a curated record
UUGCAUAGGGUAGCUCACCCCCUUGCCCUCCCCUCCUCUCCGUCUAACGAUGAUGUCUGUCAAUGCAUGUUAGCUGUAGCUGCGGCUCUGGCAGAGACGGGCUGCGCUCCCGGCGAUGAGCGCCCGGGGAAUUCAUCAGGGAUACCUGAAGAAAUACGGGGGCUUUGUCUUCAAGCAAUGGAAGGAGAAGUUCUUCUUCCUGUCGCUGAGGGGCUCCCUGGCCAUCUGCCGUGACCACGACUCGCUCCCCGAGGCGGAGGUGCCGCUGGAUACCAGCUGCCAUGCCAUCCUGAAGGGCAGCCAGAUCAGCGACUUGCCCCGGCUGCCCCUGGGCGCGGAGAGGGACUGCUGCUUGGGCCUGGUCCUCAGCAAGGGCAAACUGCUCCUGCUGCUGGCCGCGGACACUGAAGACUCCAGUCAAUGGAUAAAGGUGCUUAAGAAAGUGAAAGAGUCCAUUACGCCCAGCGUGCCCACGUGCAUGAUCCAUGUUGAUAAACAACGCAGAGUGUCCUUCAGAGAGAAGGAGUGUGCGGCAACUGUGAAUCCAUGUCAGCAACAUGAAGCUGCCGCCAGACCGAGCAGGAGCAAGGCGCGGUGGUCAGCAGCCUGCCUACGCCACGGUGCCCCGUCCCGCAAGGUGGUCAGGGCCGCCUGCCUACUGGUGGGGGGAGCGGCCGUCGGCCCCACCCUGGGUUACACCGUGACCUCGCCCGGCGCCCAGCCCAGCGACGCCGCCUUGCCGGACUUCAAGGAGCUCGGCAUCCAUUCGGCGGACGGCUGCCAAGAGGCCGAUUGUGGCGGCUACAACCCAUUCGACUGUGAAACCAUGGACCACGACUUUGACACUUUUGACUUUGGGGGGUUUGCAUUUUAGAUCAUAGACA